AUGACUCGCGCCGGCUUUGAGAUUACGGACGAGUUGCCGCCCCCCAUGCCUAUCAAGCUUCUCGCCAAAGGCGAGGCCAAGAAGAAGCUGUCCUUGACGGACUAUCAAAAUAGAAAGAAGUCAGCGUCGCCAGUGGAGAAUGGGAUGCCAGCGAGGAUAGAAACAAAGACGAAUGGCACCGUCCAUGCGAAACCAUUACCACCAAAGGAUGACGUCAGAAAAGAUAGUAGUGUGAGGGUUAGUGAGAAGGUCAAUACGUCACGCCAGGUUGACGCGCGGCCAGAGAAGUCACGGCCAGAGACAAACGGGGACAGAAUCAAAACUUCGCAAGCGAAAUCGCAACCCGAAGCAGAGAACCGUAAGCGGGCCGCGGAGGCAGGCGGAGAUCCGCCUCUCCCGAAAAGAGCCAAGGGCGAAACUAUCACGGCAAAGACGGACCGACCGCGGCAAUCCAAGCCAGAGACGCCGCGGGGCCGGGAAACGACGGAGAGGCUAUCAAGAGAUACGAAGACGGAAACAUUACAUCCUACCCACAACGGCAUGCCUCCCUCAUACUCUGACAGGGACCGAGAGAACACCUCAUCUCCAAGGUCGACGAUUCAGGUCAACGGGUCAAGGCCACGGUCGAACAGUGGGACUCCGACGCCCCGGAAACCAGAGCCGAUAAUAAAACCAGCUCUACCGCGGCUUCUAUCACCCCUGCCUCCGUCUCUGUUCCAUGAGGACGCCGAACAAGAUGUGUCGAAGAAGAAACCGACGACCAAGGUAGCGAAGCCGGAAAAGGAGAAAGCAAAGAAGCCUCUUAAGAAGAUACCGGCGCUACUCUCUCCCACGUUACCCCCAGUUAUCGAGGAGAUUCUUGCCCUCCAAGACCGGAAACAAACCGCUUCAAAGGGAGUGUCUAGCCAAUCGUCUAACCAGUCAUCCGACUCAUCAGGCGGCGCAAGGAAGACAAUAGUGGCCGCCCCCCCUGGAUACCCGGCAGACGAAGAAGAAGUGAAGCAUUCCCGGUCCUCCAGGAUUGUCACCCUUAAGCUCAGGAAUAAGGCGAAUGCGAAACGGGCUAAGGAACUCCUGAGCCUCCCAUCUAAGUCAGCAAAAGAUGCACUUAAGAAGGAGCGCUCGGAGAGUGCAGAAGCGGCCCCUCCCCCAGCCAAGAAGCGACCACGGGCGGUAGAGGAUGUUCCGCAGGAGACUACCGCCUCUAAGCGGCCUAAGUUAACCGCAGACGCCAUUACAGCAAAGCCAGCUGGGCCGACCACUCCGCUCAAGCACACGGCUACAUCCAUGUCCCGGGUGACAUCAAGCCAAUCCCAGGGCCAAAUUCACACUCCAGCGGCCACAACCGGCCUCACCCCAAGCACCUCCGAUAACCGGCCCCCGACUCGGUCAGAGCCUCUAGACCCCAAAACGAUCGCCCAAGCCGAGUCCUUUAAGGAAAGGAACGUCGAGUAUACGCGGCUUGGCAGCAAGCUCAAGCACGCGCGUGACGAUCUCCUACGUGACCGCGGCUCUGCCCUGUCGCCCGCCGAUGAACGGCGCGUGACGGCCCUGCACUUCGAGAUGGUACUCGCGUACAUGGUGGCUUUCGACUCGCUCAACCAGUCGCGUAUGCUCGAGCGGAAGGUGUGGGAGGUCGCGGCGUGGGAGUCGCUGCUACCGCACCUGAACGAGCUACGAAGCCGCGUGCAGAACAACAAGGCGCUGAGGGCGCUCGCUGUCCAGAUGCACGCGCUGAGCCUGGAGCAGAUCACCAACGCCUUUGCGACCCUGGACCCGGGCGCCGCCGCGGCGACGUUUGCCCGCUGGGGCAAGCACAACCGCACGCGCACGCUCAUGUGGGCGGAGGCGGUCACCAUGUGGGAGCGGGUGGACGAGCCGAGGAUGAGGGUGGCCAUGGGGCCGUGGACGACCGUGGAUGAUGCGGUUGCGGCUGUCUUGGGGGUAAUGAGGCGGUGGGCUGAGCGGGAAGGGGUGAGGUGGCAACCAGAGGUCAGCGUUAAGGGGGAAAUCGAGCGUGAGAGGGACCGCGAGAAAGAUCGGGAAAGGGACACCUACAGGGAUGGAGACAAGGGUCACGACAGAGACCGGGAUCGAGACAGGGACAGAGAUCGGGGUCGAGAUCGGCCCAGGGAGCGAGAAAGGGAACGGGAGCGGGAUCGGGAGCGGGAGAGACCUAGGCAAUCGCUCAACCAUGGGCCGAGGCACUAG
This is a messenger RNA of Chaetomium globosum CBS 148.51, 2211 nucleotides long. RefSeq lists its product as uncharacterized. The transcript has 2 exons. Gene Ontology annotation, cellular component: NELF complex. The record is from RefSeq and is a predicted model, not a curated record. Bases 1 to 2211 code for a protein of 736 amino acids. Lineage: Eukaryota; Fungi; Ascomycota; Sordariomycetes; Sordariales; Chaetomiaceae. Gene Ontology annotation, biological process: negative regulation of transcription elongation by RNA polymerase II.